AUGAUCCUGAAGGCUGCCAACUCUCCCAGGCCAGGUAACUGGGCGCUGGAGCGUUCUCUGGACAGGGUGAUCUUUACCCCCUGGCAGUACUACGCCAUCACAGACACAGAAUGCCUCACCAGCUUCAACAUUCUGCCUCGCUCAGGACUGCCAUCUUACACCCGCUACGACGAGGUCAUCUGCACGUCUUUCUACUCCAAAAUCCAACCCCUGGAGAAUGGAGAGGUGAGGGGUCAGGGGUCAGUGUAUAGUGUCACUGAAAUGUCAUAGUUGUCAGCUGUGGCGUAACAGCUACAGGGAGUCAUUUUUAUAGUAGUUAUGAUUAUGUUUGUUGAACACUUCAAAUUGCAAUCCAAUUUCAAAUCAAAUGCACAACGUAAAAACGUGGAUUCCAUUUCACUGUAAUAUAUUAGAUUCACCCAUGGCCCACAUGAAAUAAGAACACCAGCACAUUCAUUCACUUGCUUCAAUGGACAUGUAUGGAAGCCAUUUGCUGCUAACAUUUGAUUGCCAACUACAUUAGUAUUUAAAUGCUCUGGUGGUUUAGUUCAAUUUCAUCAGUCAGCUUUGAAGUCACUCACCAGCUUCUCAUAAUCAAAUGGACAUUUCUUGAUUUCAGUUGUGAUCAACACAGUUGCCUUAACAUUAGACAUCCUGUUUACAAGUUAGGCAUACAGACUUGGCACAUUUUAUUUCCUGGUGUGCUAAUUCAGUCAAGAUAUGCUCUCUAUUUUCUGUUGCGUCAUCCAUAUCCAGCAUUUUCCAUAUUUGUUUUCAUUGAGGAUUUGGGGAAGGAAAUCCUACCUCACACAAAUAAGAAUACACAAACAUACACACACCCAUUAACACACGCAAGUUUUUUCCUACCAGGUCCAUUAAUAAUGUAUUUUCUUCUUACCACAGCAGUGGAGUGCUGUGAAUGUUGUUAUGCGGCUGUUUUAUGGAUUUGCUGAGUAGAGAUUGAAUUCAGUCUUUGUUAAAUAUGUGUAGGAAAAGCUUGAAUAGAGGUCACUAAAGAUCUCCCUUUUCCUGUAUAACUUACUAAGAAUCCAUUCAGUGCUUUGUCUCUCUCAAUUUGCACCUGGGGCAUAGAUCCACAUCUCUCUGAUCAAUGGAAGGCUGAGUGCCGAUGACCCCUCCCCGACCUUACUGAACUCACCUCUGCAUGCUACAUCCGCCGACAGUUCCAGCGAAUCAGAACCCUCAACGCCGACCUCAUGACCCUGGCCUUAAAUGACGCCCGCGAUGUCGACCCAAUCGUGACCAGGCGGGUAAGAAUGAAGGAACGUGCUGUUGACCACGCACCACAAUCACUUUCAUAUAGCAUUAUGUAUUCCAUCUGUGUGCCACUACUGUAUUUCUUUCUACCCACCACCAUCGGUGAAAUGGCCACGGUGGCAUGUUGAUUACAUUGCGCUCACCAGACAGAUGGGUCUUAAUUAAAAAUGUCUAUAAUUAAGAAAUCUGUUUCUUUCUGAGCAACAUCCACCUCAUCAUGUGUUGACUUUGGCCUACACAAUCAGUCACCCAGUGAGCUCCUGUGUGACACAUAAUUACCGGACAGAUUGCAGGGCUUAUUUUGAGCGAGGAAUUUUUCAUUUACAAAAUACUGUUCAAUUUAGUCAUACCAAAUGGACAUCAAUUAUGAAAUUGUGGAUGAAAUUAUCUCUCACUCUUUCAGAAAUAAACACUGAAUACCAAUGAGUCUUUGAAUGAACUAGACUGUGCUGUAGCUUUGUAGAAGUAGCCAGUGUAUGAUAGAAAGAUUAAUGACAGUGAUCUCCAUUUUCCUCAACUUGUUUCUUUUUCAUAUGUAUUUCCAGUAUUACUACUCUAUCAAAGACAUUUCAGUUGGAGGGAUGUGUAUCUGCUAUGGCCAUGCUAAAGCCUGUCCCGUGAACAACCAGACCAAGGUAUGUCAGUCAACCUACAUUCUCUAUGGCCACUUCUCUACAUUGUAAUCAUACAGUGAGAUAGAUUUUCUAUUUUCAUAAAAUGUAUCAAACUCAACUCAAGAGACACCUGGUAAACAGUGCUAAACAAUGUUUUCAUACAGUUAUUUUCCGUGAGGUACUGUAAAAAUUCAAUUUGUUUACUGAAGCGUUCCUUUGAUUGUAUUUGAUGCCGUCUACAGAGUGUAACUGUCUUGGGAAAUCUGAGGAGUGUUACUUCAACUAGACAGUUGGAGACAACAAACAGAGCCUGAACUCCAAUGGGGAGUAUGUUGGGGGAGGGGUGUGUGUGGGGUGCACCAGGAACACAGCCGGGGUCAACUGCCAGACCUGUGCUGACGGCUACUACAGACCCACUGGGGUAUGUACUGUUGAUCCCAGUUGACUAGGAUCCAAGCAAUGACUGAGACGCAUAUUAGUGAAUACUCAAUAGCAAUCUCACUUUGUAUCUAUAGCUUUGUAUUGUGACUAGGGUUAAGAGUUUUUCCUGGCCUGAGUCUCCUGCUCCCCUGUUCCCUCCAGGUGAGUCCAGAGGACUCAGACCCGUGUCAGCCCUGCUCCUGUGACCCACCAGGCUCUCUGUCCCCAGCGUGUGUCCCAGACCAGUCCCAGGCUGAAGGAGGUAUGGUACUACUUAACCACCACAGUUCUCCUCUCUAUGCUGAUCUAGCUGCCAUAUGUUUACUGCUGAAGCCUGUAUCUCCCCUGUCUCGUCCCACAGUCCUCACGGCUGGAUCCUGCCAAUGUAUGCAGGGUUACAGGCGACAGCAGUGUGACAGGUGUGCCAUUGGCUACAGCGGCUACCCCAACUGUGUCCGCUGUAACUGCAGUCUAGAUGGAAGGCUAAACAAGGACCCUGCCAGCUGCCCUGUGUCUGCAAGGUAGGCCACUCUCUCCUCCUCCGCCCCCAUCUCUCUGGCCUUUUCUCAUUAGGGCAAAAGUCCGUCCUCCAAUCUCUCUCCUCUGUCUUCACUUCUCUGUUACUCGGAAACCGAUGAGUGGUCGAGGAAAUGUCAGUUUGUUAGUAGGCAAAGGGAACGGUGUCCUCCCCUCCUCGAUAGCCACCUUUCAUCGAGGAUAGUCAUGCGUAUCCUACCUGAGUCCCUCGCGGAAGAGUUUAGAAAUCUGCCACACCCUCUUUGAAUCAGCUUUUGUUUUGUCUGAGGAAAAAGCAUGCACACGUUUAAAAGCAAUAUGCUACUUAUAAUUGUAUCUAUAAAAUGUCUUGCACAACUAAUUACAUUUGUUUUUAUCACUUUACACAUUUAUUUUGGGAUCCACCCCUGUAAACAUACUUUCCCUGAUGACACGCGAGUGGAGAAGGAGAGUUUCAUUUCAUACAACUGCAUUUUCAUCCACGUUCCCUCUCCUCGAUUACCUUUGAACUUUUUUUAAAGGAGACAAGAAAGGACGCAGGAGGUGAGGACGCUGAGGUAUGGACGCAAGAGGUGAGGACGCAGGAGGUAAGCAAAUCCAAUUGAGAAAAGGCCUCUAUCCUCCCUUCUUCCUAUCUGCCCACACCACCGGAACCAAUCCAUUCAAUGUCAGGGGUGGACACAUCAGCGCGAUGCUUUACGCCUUCGUAGGGCCAACAGCUCCGAGUCCCCUCAAAUUCUUCUCACUAAUUGCUCCAGUAUAGAAUUUGACUCAUCAUUUGUUGUUCAAAUUAGCUGGCUACUUCCUCCACUGCUAUUGUGCGCACUCAUGUCUUACACAUGUCAUACCCUGGGCAAGCUCACUGUUUCACUAGCCAAUUAUACCAUCUCACCGCAGGGAUGUCAAGGAGCACCGGUGAACUUUGCUUUCUAUUGGUCUAAUUAUUGAGCUGUGGGGAGGAUGUGCAGUCAAACAUUGCAUUUCGUUGUGUCUCCAGCUGAGUCAGAUGCUACUGAAACUUUUUUCCCACUUUUUCAUCACUUUCUCCAGUUAGAGAACUCGCCUCAGGAGAAUGCUGGUUUAAUGUAACAUUUACUGGAGCUAAUCAUUUCUCAAGUACCACAUCUUGUUUCCCUUGGUAACAUCUUGCAAAAAAGUAUUAUAUUGCUUAUUACCUUUUUUUCUAAGUCAUACAAUAUACUGUAAACACACAAACAUGUUUUUUCCAAUUCAGUUAUUGGGAAUCCUUACCUCAGAAAUCAUGUCAUUUAGGGUGUGCCAGUCCCCAUUUGACAGUCUGCAAAGUGCCCAAGCAGUAAUAUGACAGUAUGACAAAUACUGGCAACUUUGCAGUAUUAUAAUUUUGGGGGGAUUAUUUCUUAGAUUAGCUCAGAAUGUUUCUUGUAUUAUUACCUACAGCCCAAAAUAACUUUUGGACAUUAGAUUAGCGGUCACUCACCAGAAAUUCUAGCUUUGUUUGAACUUCCCGAGGCAGCUCUAUUCAUCCCAGGGGCUGCACCAAAACGCCAACGCCGGAGAAGAAGUGGGGCCCUAGUCAGGCGUGCAUACCAUCCACCGCUUCCGAGCAUAUUUUCGCUCUAACGUUCAGUCCCUGGACAAUAAAGUAGACGAGCUCAGGGUGAGGAUUUCCUUCCAGAAAGACAUCAGGGACUGUAACAUACUCUGUUUUACGGAAUCAUGUCUCUCUCCGGAUAUAUUGUCCCCAUCCAUUCAGCCAGUGGGGUUCUCUGUCCAUCGCGCGGACAGGAAGAAAGAACUCUCAGGGAAAAAGAAAGGCGGAGGGGUUUGUUUCAUGAUUAACAAUUCAUGGUGUGAUUGUGGUAAUGUAUAUGAACUCAGGUCCUUUUGUUCUCCCGAUCUGGAAUACCUCAGCAUCAAAUGCCGACUGCAUUACCCCCCAAGUGUAUUUGCCCCCCCAAGCUGACACUGCAACGGCUCUCAAGGAACUACACUGGACUAUGUGCAAACUGGAAACCACAUAUCCUGCGGCCGCAUUUAUUGUAGCUGGGGACUUUAAUAAAGGAAAUCUGAGGAAAACGAUACCGACAUUCUAUCAACACAUCUCCUGUGCUACACGUGCAUCACAAACUCUUGAUCGUUGCUACUCUCCCUUCCGGGACGGCUACAAGGCCCUCCCUAGGGCUGUUGUGGUGACCAUAUUCCUGCCACAUCGGCAAUCAUGAGUCAUGACCGCAGUAAAAUUACACGUGACCAUUGAGUCACGGUAAUCUCCUCUUAUGCACUCUGGACAUGUGUUGGUAGCACCCAAGUCACUAACAACCAUCAGGUCGCUAAUGGCUUGGUACUCAGGGAUCUAUUGUCCCUCUAACCACUCUGACAUCAAUGCAAAUGCAUUAGAAAAUCACAUCAAACACUUAUCAUCAAAACAGUAUCGUGCUUUUAAAACUCACCUCACUGUGAUUGAUCAAUUUGAAGAAAGAAGUUCAACAACAGGUUGAAACUGAGUGGAAAACAUGGUUGUUAUGGAUGUUGUUUCAAAGCCUAACACAACGAAAUGGACAGUGCUUUCUAAGGUGAUGAUUAAUUCAAAACACCCAUACGAAUAUUAGAGCUUAUGCAUACACAAAGGUCUAUAUAUGAGCCCAAGCCCGAAACCCCCUCCUGAAUUAAAUAAUGAUUGUGCCGUUGUAAGAUACAUAGCCUACUGCAUAUUACGAACAGCAGAAAAACAUUUUAAAAAAACUGAUUUAAGAUGUCUUUGGUACAUAAUUGGUCUAGCUUAUACUCGAUAAUUAAACCACUAGUAAUCGCCUUUGAGUGUGGACUGUAUUAUAAUGCAUACUGGAUGGACUGGUUACCUUAAGCUACGCUCCAAACUUUCUAUCCAUGAGUCUGGGAGAGAAUGUAUAGGCCUAAGCGAUGCUGCUAGUUCAUUGAUUGUGCAGGGUGGCUUACCGAGUUAGCCUACAAUUAUAGUGAAUUUGUAUUUGAUUUUGAAUAUUUUCAUAAUUAAUAGGCUGACACAUUACUUUUAGCUACAGAAUAUCUCACCACUGUGUGUUUCCAUCGGCUCCUCUCUCUCCUUCAUUCCUUUCUCGAGCACACAGAGAAGGCUGUCAGCAGUUUAAUGAAAUAUGUUUAUUUGUGAAAACGUUACUAUCGAUGUUCCCGAACAGAUUUCACUUGGUUUCCCAAAUUAAGCACUGGAUAGCUGCAGGAACAGGGUUGGAGAGCCCAUGGCAUACAGAGUUUGGUCAGAAUAUCACCUGUCGCACAGCAAGAGGCUGCAUGCUCCUCAAACUGUGGUUUAUGCAUUAAGCGAAAUAACCGGAGUAGCCUUCCUGGCAUGAUAGAAAAAUGAACCAGCGGAAAGCAGCCUCCAUUUGUUAUUCGAGUGCAUACAUAUUACAUGUCUUUUUUUCCCUGCCCCUGUUCCUGUCCAUUUGAUAUUGGGCCAUUCUAAAUCACAACUAAUUUUACAUAUUAGUGAAGACAUGAUUAAAUUGAGAAUAGUCUGAUGAAGGAAAAUAUGAUCACUUGAUGAGAGAACAGGGUGUACAACCUGAUGCAAGAAACAAUGUGCAAGCUUUCUCAAAUCAUCAAUAGCCUAUAAUUGCAUCAUGCAGCCCAAAUAUGGGCUCCUGAGUGGCGCAGCAGUCUAAGGCACUGCAUCUCAGUGCUAGAGGCAUCACUACAGACCCUGGUUUGAUUCCAGGCUGUAUCACAAUCUGGCCGUGAUUGGGAUAGGGCGGCGCGCAAUUGGCCCAGCGUCGUCCGGGUUUGGUCGGGGUAGGCCGUCAUUGUAAAUAAGAAUUUGUUCUUAACUGACUUGCCUAGUUAAAUAUAAACAAAUAAAUAUGUUUUCAUUUCUAAGACAUUCUAAGAUUUGUAUCAUUCACAACUAAAGUUGCCAAAUAACUCAAAAUCUAGCAUACAGGACCUGUUUAAAUGAUCACUUUUACGCUCAACAUAGCCACUUCAUAUGCGCACUCACUCCGGAAUGGGGAAAAAUAUACUUUCUAUUUUAUUCAAUUGUUCAAUCGUAGUCUUCUUACUAUAAAAUCAUAUAAUAUAAAAUAAUGGCACAGGAUUUAAAUCAAAUCAAAUCUAAAUGUAUUUGUCACAUACACAGAAUACAACUGCUGUAGACUUUACUGUGAAAUGCAUGCUUAGGAGCCCUUCCCAACAAUGCAGAGUUAAAAAAUAAAAUAGGAACAAGAGGAAUAAAAUAAAAUACACUAGAAUUGAGCUACAGUGCAUUCGGAAAGUAUUCAGACCCCUUCCACUUUUCCACAUUUUGUUACGUUACAGCCUUAUUCAAAAAUUUAUUAAAUACAUUUUCCCCUCAUCAAUCUACACACAAUACCCCAUAAUGACAAAGCAAAAACAGGUUUCUAGACAUUUUUGCUAAUUUAUUAUAAAUAAAAAACAGAAAUACCUUAUUUACAUAAGUAUUCAGACCCUUUGCUAUGAGACUCAGAAUUGAGCUCAGGUGCAUCCUGUUUCCAUUGAUCAUCCUUGAGAUGUUUCUACAACUUGAUUGGAGUCCACCUGUGGUAAAUUCAAUCGAUUGGACAAGAUUUGGAAAGGCACACACCUGUCUAUAUAAAGGUCCCACAGUUGACAGUGCAAGUCAGAACAAAAACCAAGCCAUGAGGUCAAAGGAAAUGUGAACAUCCUUGAGAUGUUUCUACAACUUGAUUGGAGUCCACCUGUGGAUUGUGUCGAGGCACAGAUCUGGGGAAGGGUACCAAACAAUUUCUGAAGCAUUGAAGUUCCCCAAGAACACAAUGGCCAUCAUUCUUAAAUGGAAGAAGUUUGGAACCACCAAGACUCUUCCUAGAGCUGGCCGCCCAGCCAAACUGAGCAAUCGGUGGAGAAGGGCCUUGGUCAGGGAGUUGACCAAGAACCCGAUGGUCACUCCGACAGAGCUCCAGAGUUCCUCUGUGGAGAUGGGAGAACCUUCCAUAAGGACAACCAUCUCUGUAGCUCUCCACCAAUCAGGCCUUUAUGGUGGAGUGGCCAGACGGAGCCACUCCUCAGCAAAAGGCACAUGACAGCCCGCUUGGAGUUUACCAAAAGGCACCUAAAGGACUGGGACCAUGAGAAACAAGUUUUCUGGUCUGAUGAAACCAAGAUUGAACUCUUUGGCCUGAAUGCCAAGAGUCACGUCUGGAGGAAACCUGGCACCAUCCCUACAGUGAAGCAUGGUGGGGCAGCAUCAUGCUGUGGGGAUGUUUUUCAUCGGCAGGUACUGGGAGACUAAUCAGGAUCGAGGGAAAGAUGAACAGAGCAAAGUACAGAGAGAUCCUUGAUGAAAACCUGCUCCAGAGCACUCAGGACCUCAGACUGGGGCGAAGGUUCACCUUCCAACAGGACAACAACCCUAAGCACACAGCCAAGACAACGCAGGAGUGGCUUUGGGACAAGUCUCUGAAUGUCCUUGAGUGGCCCAGCCAGAGCCCGGACUUGAACCUGAUCUAACAUUUCUGGAGAGACCUUGUUAUAAUGUAUUGUCAUAGUGUUGUGGGAACAAAGUUAGAUAGGUAAUUCUUGGUGCCACAGAGUCUGCAUAAACUCGUCAUAACAGACUUGAAAAUAGCUGUACAGCGACGCUCCCCAUCCAACCUGACAGAGCUUGAGAGGAUAUGCAGAGAAGAAUGGGAGGAACUCCCCAAAUACAGGUGUGCCAAGCUUGUAGCGUCAUACCCAAGAAGACUCAAGGCUGUAUUCGUUGCCAAAGAUGCGCCAACGCGGGCCCCCUCCACUCACUAGGUCUGUGUACUCUCGUUCUCUGUGGCUGACAUGAUUAAGUAAUUUAAGUGUGUUAACCCUCGUUAGGCCGCCUGCCAAGACUCCAUCCCAAGCCUCGUCUUCAGAAGAUCUGCAGACCAGCUGGCUGGAGUGUUUACGGACAUAUUCAAUCUCUCCAUAUCCCAGUCUGUUGUCCCCACUUGCAUCAAGAUGUCCACCUUGUCCUUGUACCCAAGAAAGCAAAGGUAACUGAACUAAAUGACUAUUGCCCCGUAGCACUCACUUCUGUUAUCAUUAAGUGCUUUGAGAGGCUAGUUAAGGACCAUAUCACCUCCACCUUAACCGAUAACCUAGACCCACUAGAAUUCGCAUACCACCGCAACAGAUCCAUUGAUGACGCAAUCGCCAUUGCGCUGCACACAGCCCUAUCCCACCUGGACAAGAGAAAUACCUAUGUAAGAAUGCUGUUUAUCGACUACAGCGCAGCUUUCAUCAACAUAGUGCCCUCAUCACUAAGCUCAGGGCCCUGGGUCUGAACCCCUCCCUGUGCAGCUGGGUACUGGACUUCCUGAUGGGCCGACCCCAAGUGGUGAAGGACGGCAACAACACCUCCGCCACACUGAUCCUCAACACAGGGGCCCCACAGGGGUGCCUGCUCAGCCCCCUCCUGUACUCCCUGUUCACCCAUGACUAUGUGGCCACGCACGUCUCCAACUCAAUCAUCAAGUGGAAGGCUUGAUUACCAACAAUGACGAGACGGCCUACAGGGAGGAGGUGAGAGCGUUGGCGGAGUGGUUCCAGGAAAAUAAUCUCUCGCUCAACGUCAAUAAAACGAAGGAGCUGAUCAUGGACUAUAGGAGACAGCAGAGAGAGCACGCCCCCAUCCACAUCGACAGGGCCGCAGUGGAGAGAUCAAAAGUUGUUCCUUUCACACAGAUAGUGUGGUGAAGAAGAAGCAACAGCGCCUUAGAAACUUCUACAGAUGCACCAUUGAUAGCAUCCUGUCGGGCAGUAUCACUGCCUGGUACGGCCAUUGCACUGUCCGCAACCGCAGGGUUCUCCAGUAGGUGGUGCAGUCAGCCCAUCAUCGGGGGCACACUGCCUGCCCUUCAGGACAUCUACAGCACCCGGUGUCACAGGAAGGCCAAGAAGAUAAUCAAGGACCUCAGCCACCCAAGCUACAGCCUGUUCACCCCGCUACCAUCUAGAAGGAGGAGACAGUAAACCUGGGACCGAGAGACUGAUAAACAGCUUCUAUCUCCCAGGCCAUCAGAGUGUUAAACAGUCACCAAAUGGAAUAAAAUAUUUGGAAAUGAAAGGAAAUUAUAUUUCAAGAGCAAGUGGCAUUCCAGGAUUGCAAUGCAAUGCCAUAAAGCAGAUGUUCCCUAACCUUUUCACUCGGGGCCCCCCUUCCAGCAUAGGGGAACAUCCCGCGCCCCCCCCCCUGCGCACGUGUGCACGCACCACGUCUAUUUCUAUGAGCACAAGCAUUGUUCAUGACACAUACUGUUCACACCCCUCUUGUUGGUGGAGAGAAUUUUGCAGGUUUAAAGCUUAUUUCCUGCAAUUCUAUACAUUUUGCCAUGUCUAAUAUGUAUUCAUGUGAUAUUUGAGUGACAAAAAAACAAUAGCUAUCUGGACAUUUCUGACAAGUUAUAAAUAGCUCUCUAAGGUAUGCAAUAACUCACAUGACAAGAGGAACUGAUGAUGCACUACCCAAUUUCGAAAUUGCACCUUGUGCACUCUACUAUUACAACUUUCAAGAGUAAGUUUAAAGCCGGACUGCUGUCUCCUGUAGUCCAAGUUUAAAGCCGACCCCUCGCGGCCCCACAGUUUGGGAACCAGUGCGGCAUAAAAGACUGACUAUGAUACAUGAAGACACUAUUUACAAUACACAAACAUGGGGAGAAAAAAAUGCAGUCCAACAGGGGAUUUGAAUUGGCCCUGUAAUGCGUAAUGCUUUCAUGUCCUCUUUCUUUUCCCCAGGCGAGAUAAAGUAUCUAGCCACUCAAAACUACAGAAUCCUGGCUUUGGCUGUGUGGGCAUACAAAAUGAAUGUCCAUUGCGAUUUGUUAGCAGAAGCUCAGGGAUGAUGGCAUAUAAAAGUGUUGAUUUUGCCAAGUGUUUAUCUGUCUGUGCAUGCGGUGAUUAAUAAUCUAAGAUUCAACCAGAAAACAACAAUCACCACCAGUAGAAAGAGGAGGAAGGGAAGCGCUACUAAGGUACACAACAGUAAAUGUUGGUAGACAGAAGGUGCUCUUUGGUCAAGGGGGUGAAUUGGUCAUCAAAAAGAAAGGAGGUCCAAGGCACUCUUCAUAUAAUUAAUUAAAAUGCCUUUAAUAGUAUGGCAUGUUCAAUAGAAACAAGAUUAUUUUUUUUAUCCGACGCGUUUCGGCUGCAAUCACCACCAGUUGUUACAGAUAAUGUUUGAUAGGAGACUUUCUCUCAAUGUGUGGUGGUCAGACUUUAUAGAAUGUUAACGGCAUCAGCUCAAUGUUUUUCACAUUAGUUAUUAUUUUAAUUACUUUUGUCUACUAUGUGAUAUUUGGAGAGAGGGAACGUCUGUCCCUGGGGGGUGUGUGGGCUGUCACAGUGUGUGAGUGCCUGUAUAGCACAUCGUCCUUGUGUGUAUGUGUGUGUGUGUACAUCUUCCAGGAAAACGUGGAGGGGGAAAACUGUGACCACUGCAAGCUGGGUUUCUACCAUCUCUGCGGCUGCGAGAAGUGCUACUGUUCCGGCGUGGCUAGCGACUGCUCCGACUCCCAGUGGAUCUACAGUAAUGUAAAAGACUACGCCAGGCCUCACUCUCUCAUUUCCCCCACUAACACAACUCAUUAGUGCCUCUUGCCUGGUGUUGCGCUGCCUGCUGAGUUAAGCCUCUCUUGGCCUGCCUUAUUAAAACUGGGUGCUGAGGGCUGGGCUGAUGACAAGGUGGAGUGCAGAUGGAUGAACGAGGCAGAGCCACACACACACACACACAUCCAUAAAUACAGGCUGAUUUGUACCGCACAACACACUCUGACACGUUGACAGGAUGAGGUUGGCGAGGGUCAGAGGUUAAUGAUCUGCAGGAUAAACAGGGUGGGGUGUAUGGGUGUAGACAUAAUGACGUAAAUGUAGACAGGCGAGGGGGCAGCAGGUAGCCUAGCAGUUAGAGUGUUGGGACAGGAACCGAAAGGUUGCUGGUUUGAAUCCCGAGCCAACAAGGUGAAAAAAAGAUGUUGAUGUUCCUUUGAGCAAAGGCAUUUAACCCUAAUUGCUCCUGUAAGUCGCUCUGGAUAAGAACAUCUGCUAAAUGACUAAAAUGUCAAAAGAUGGGGGAGGGCAUUAAACACAGGCCUGUCACUGGAUUACAGGGCCUGAUUUACUGUGUUGAUACUGCAUGUGACAGACAGCUAGGCAUCUGUCUCUGCAAUUAACCUGAUCUUGAGUUCUCCCUUCAAUCCACCAUUUUCUUUAAUCACUGUGUGUAGAUGUGGGGUGGAGGUGGUGUGUAUAAGGGGGAAGUUUAAUCUGUUUGUGGAGAAGACCAUUUUCAACCUGUAAUGACACAAAGGAAUCAGCCAUCUUCAUUAUCAGUGGAACAGUUAAUCAGGCUGGGCCCUUAAUGAACCUGUACCUCUCCAUCCUAAUGAACAUGUAUCUCUCCAUCCUAAUGAACAUGUACCUCUCCAUCCUAAUGAACAUGUACCUCUCCAUCCUAAUGAACAUGUACCUCUCCAUCCUAAUGAACAUGUACCUCUCCAUCCUAAUGAACAUAUACCUCUUUAUCCUAAUGAACCUGUACCUCUCCAUCCUAAUGACAGGCCUCUCAGGCCAACUGCUCUUUCAACCUGCCAUACACACACUACACACACUACACACACACACACACACACACACACACACACACACACACACACACACACGCACACACACACACGCACACACACACACACACACACACACACACACACACACACACAGGGAGAUAAUCGGUAGGACCACAUCAUUUACUUUCUAAACAAUUACAAGGUUAAUCUAGAAAACAAGGCAACAAAGGUACUUCAUUCCACGGUUUAGGAUAUUCACUUGGCAGAUCUAGAAAAAAAAAUGAGAGGGAAGAGAAAAAACAUGAUCAUAGCCUGGCAAGGGGAAACGUCUGAUGUAUAAAUCGCAGGCUGCCAGACAGGAGUGUUCAUGGUGAUUUAAGGAAGAGGGAACAUGAGGGGUGUCAAACCAUGAUGUAUUUCCCUCUGCCCCGCACAUGCAGAAUAUAAAUCACAGAAAAAUAUCUCAACCAAAAUCUGAAUGUGGAAUUUGUUUUUCUAUAUUUAUAUCGACCCAGGAAGAGUUGUCUCUGUGUUCAUUGGAGGGGAAAAAUGGCCAAUGAGUGUUUUGGGAUUGUCAUAGUUUUAAGAACAGUUGAUGGCAAUCUGUAGACAAUACAGUCCUACUGCAUUGUAAAACCAGAAUUUGAAGGGACAAUCCAGUAACCUUAUGAGGGAUACUAUGAUACACCUCAUCCUCCAUCAUAUGCUGCUGCCUUGAGGCCAGAUCUCCCAUGCAAAAGAGUCUAUGUGUCUUAAUGGGCUUUUUCUGGUUAAAUAAAGGUUAAAUAGAAUAAGGGCUACAUAACACUGUCAUAACAAGGACAUAACAUACAGUGCAUUCGGAAAGUAUUCAGACCCCCCUAAAAUGGAUGAAAUAAAUAAAACAUCCACAUCAAUCUACACACAAUACCCCAUAAUAACAAAUUGAAAACAGGUGUUUAGACAUUUUUCCACAUUUAUAUUUAAAGAAAAUAACAGAAAUACCUUAUUUACAUAAGUAUUCAGACCCUUUGCUAUGAGACUCAAAAUUGAGCUCAGGUGCAUCUUGUUUCCAUUGAUCAUUCUUGAGAUGUUUCUACAACUUGAUUGGAGUCCACCUGUGGAUUGUGUCGAGGCACAGAACUGGGGAAGGGUACCAAACAAUUUCUGAAGCAUUGAAGUUCCCCAAGAACACAAUGGCCAUCAUUCUUAAAUGGAAGAAGUUUGGAACCACCAAGACUCUUCCUAGAGCUGGCCACCCAGCCAAACUGAGCAAUCGGUGGAGAAGGGCCUUGGUCAGGGAGGUGACCAAGAACCCGAUGGUCACUCUGACAGAGCUCCAGAGUUCCUCUGUGAAGAUGGGAGAACCUUCCAGAAGGACAACCUUCUCUGCAGCACUCCACCAAUCAGGCCUUUAUGGUGGAGUGGCCAGACGGAAGCCACUCCUCAGUAAAAGGCACAUGACAGCCCACUUGGAGUUUGCCAAACGGCACCUAAAGACUCAGACCAUGAGAAACAAGAUUAUUUUGUCUGAUGAAACUAAGAUUGAGGCCAAGCGUCACGUCUGGAGGAAACCUGGCACCAUCACUACGUUGAAGCAUGGUGGUGGCAGCAUCAUGCUGUGGGGAUGUUUUUCAGAGACUUGUCAGGAUGAAGGGAAAGAUGAACAGAGCAAAAUACAGAGAGAUCCUUCAUGAAAACCUGCUCCAGUGUGCUCAGGACCUCAGACUGGGGUGAAGGUUCACCUUCCAACAGGACAACGACCCUAAGCACACAGCCAAGACAACGCAGGAGUGGCUUUGGGACAAGUCUCUGAAUGUCCUUGAGUGGCCCAGCCAGAGCCCAGACUUGAACCCGAUCUAACAUCUCUGGAGAGACCUGAAAAUAGCUGUGCAGUGACGCUCCCCAUCCAACCUGACAGAGCUUGAGAGGAACUGCAGAGAAAAAAAGGAGAAACCCCCCAAAUACAGGUGUGCCAAGCUUGUAGCGUCAUACCCAAGAAGACUCGAGGCUUUAAUAAAUUUGCACACACAGAAAAACUACUGUUUUUGCUUUGUCAUUGUGGAUUAUUGUGUGUAGAUUGAUGACGAAAAAAGUCAAUUUAAUAAAUGUUUGAAUAAGGCUGUAAUGUAACAAAAUGUAUAUUGUUUGUAUAUUAGUUUAUUUUCUUUUCUCCUCAUAGGCUUUGCAUGUCUUCCCGUCCCAUUGUCUCUAACUCAUUCAAUUUCCCCACAGUGCAUUCUGGGGGAAAACAAUGCUUUGCUCCAUGAACUCUGUAAUAAUGUAUUUUUCUCUAACAAAAGUCUUUAGGCAUCAGGGUUUACUCUGCUUUCUCUAAUGUCAAAAAGGCUCAUCAUUAUGAGCUUUAUAUAGGGGUCCACAGUAGCGAACUAAUGUGUGUGUGUGUGUGUGUGGCAGUCGAGCAGGAUUUCAGUAAAAGGAUCAGACACUGAAGCAGAGAAUUAUCUCAUGCUAGCGUGGCGCUCAAAGCCCAACACAAUUACUCCUGUACAUCCGUGGUGCCAUGUUUCAUCCCAUGAAUUAUCACCAUUGUGACAUGCAUUAAAAGUGACAGCCUUGUUUCUAAUGAAAAAUAUAAAUUGUUGCAUUUCGCUCCAGUUCCUACCAGCGUCUAUGACUGCUCAUGAGUCCGUAUGACAUGUCAAAGGAUGACUGACAGUUUUGGGAUUUAUGUUUGGUUUAUAUAUGUGGAGGAUGCUUGUUGCGAUUUAUUAUGUCCUUCCCUCUCCCAAUAGAGUUUGUGUCAUUGUUGAGUUAGAGUUCUGGAGAUUGAGGUAACACAGAUCAGAGUACCACCACACAAUGAUCAGAAUGAAAUGUCCCCCUCAAUUUUCCUUACAGCUACAUCGCCUUCAGAAAGUCACACAAUACCCCAUAAUGUCAAAGUGGAAUUACAGUGAGGGAAAAAAGUAUUUGAUCCCCUGCUGAUUUUGUAAGUUUGCCCACUGACAAAGAAAUGACCAGUCUACAAUUUUAAUGGUUGUCACGCCCUGGCUCUGGGGACUAUGUUAUGUUGAGCCAGGGUGUGUAAGUCUAUGUUUUGUAUAUCUAUGUUGGCCUGAGUGACUCCCAAUCAGAGGCAACGAGUGUCAGCUGGUUGUCUCUGAUUGGGAGCCAUAUUUAACUAUCGGUCUUUUCACUUUGUGUUGUGGUUUCUUGUUCCUUUUGGUUUGAGUGUAUCGAAGGACUUCACGUUUCGUUCGUUGUUUUGAUCGGGUGAUCUGUUUAAUAAAUAAUAUGUACGCAUUCAACGCUGCGCAUUGGUCCUCCUCCUUAAGCGAACGUGACAGAAGAAACCACCAAGACAGGACCAAGCAGCAUGAAGAGGAGAGAGGAAGGACCUGGGAUCAGGGGAGUAGGAGUUUCGGCUGGGCCACGCUAAGUGAAGAGGAGAGAGGCUGGUCUAUGAAGCAAUGGAUCGAGAGUCUGGCGAGAGCUAGGGAGGCCUGGUCCACGGGGAGGAGAGAACCCCAGAAAUUUUUUAGGGGGGGGCUCACGACGUGGACGACGGGGCAGCAGGAGGCCGCGAAGGAGCGGUCCAGCGGGUGUGAAGAGGAGGCCGCCAGGUUAAGGGGGCCACUGGUCACAGAGGAGAGGUAAAGUGUGGAGGCACGGCGAGAGGUACUGGGGUGUAUUACCAGUCCGGUCCGGCCCGUUCCUGAUCCCUGCAUAGGGCCAGUGGCGUGUGUCCCCAGUACGGUUCGGCCUGUUCCUGCCUCUCGCACCGAGCCUGUGGUGCGCGUCGUCAGCCCUGUCCGGCCCGUUCCUGCUCUCCGUACCAAGUCGGUGGUGCGCGUCGCCAGCCCGGUCCGGCCCAUCCAAGCUUCCCGCACCAAGCCAGUGGUGUGCGUCGUCAGUCCGGCACGGCCCGUUCCUGCUCUCCGCACCAAGUCUGUGGUGCGCGUCGCCAGCCCAGUCCGGCCCAUCCAAGCUUCCCGCACCAAGCCAGUGGUGUGCGUCGUCAGUCCGGCACGGCCCGUGCCUGCUCUCCGCACCAAGUCUAUGGUGCGUUUCGUCAGCCCUGUCCGGCCCGUUCCUGCUCUCCGCACCAAGUCUGUGGUGCGCGUCGCCAGCCCAGUCCGGCCCAUCCAAGCUCCCCGCACCAGGUCAGUGGUGCGCGUCGUCAGCCCGGUCCGGCUCAUUCCUGCUCCCCGCACCAAGUCAGGGGUGCGCUUCGUCAGCCCGGUCCGGCCCGUUCCUCCUCCACGCAUCAAGCCAGGGGUGUGCGUCGUCAGUCCAGCACAACCCGUGCCUGGGUCAUGUCCGGAGCCGGAUCCGCCGCCGAGAAGGAGUGCCCACCCGGUCCCUCCCCUGUUGUGGUUGUUUGGCGCGGCCGGAGUCCGCGCCUUUGGGGGGGGGGUACUGUCACGCCCUGGCUCUGGGGACUAUGUUAUGUUGAGCCAGGGUGUGUAAGUCUAUGUUUUGUAUAUCUAUGUUGGCCUGAGUGACUCCCAAUCAGAGGCAAUGAGUGUCAGCUGGUUGUCUCUGAUUGGGAGCCAUAUUUAACUAUCGGUCUUUUCACUUUGUGUUGUGGUUUCUUGUUCCUUUUGGUUUGAGUGUAUCGAAGUACUUCACGUUUCGUUCGUUGUUUUGAUCGGGUGAUCUGUUUAAUAAAUAAUAUGUACGCAUUCAACGCUGCGCAUUGGUCCUCCUCCUUAAGCGAACGUGACAAUGGUAGGUUUAUUUGAACAGUGAGAGACAGAAUAACAACCAAAAAAUCCAGAAAAACGCAUGUAAAAAUUUUUAUAAAAUGAUUUGCAUUUUAAUGAGGGAAAUAAGUAUUUGACCCCCUCUCAAUCAGAAAGAUUUCUGGCUCCCAGGUGUCUUUUAUACAGGUAACGAUCUGAGAUUAGGAGCACACUCUUAAAGGGAGUGCUCCUAAUCUCAGUUUGUUACCUGUAUAAAAGACACCUGUCCACAGAAGCAAUCAAUCAAUCAGAUUCCAAACUCUCCACCAUGGCCAAGACCAAAGAGCUCUCCAAUGAUGUCAGGGGCAAGAUUGUAGACCUACACAAGGCUGGAAUGGGCUACAAGACCAUCGCCAAGCAGCUUGGUGAGAAGGUGACAACAGUUGGUGUGAUUAUUCGCAAAUAGAAGAAAUACAAAAGACUGUCAAUCUCCCUCGGCCUGGGGCUCCAUGCAAGAUCUCACCUCGUGGAGUUGCAAUGAUCAUGAGAACGGUGAGGAAUCAGCCCAGAACUACACGGGAGCAUCUUGUCAAUGAUCUCAAGGCAGUUUGGACCAUAGUCACCCAAAAAACAAUUGGUAACACACUACGCCGUGAAGGACUGAAAUCCUGCAGCGCCCGCAAGGUCCCCCUGCUCAAGAAAGCACAUAUACAUUGCCAUCUGAAGUUUGCCAAUGAAUAUCUGAACGAUUCAGAGGAGAACUGGGUGAAAGUGUUGCGGUCAGAUGAGACCAAAAUCGAGCUCUUUGGCAUCAACUCAACUCGCCGUGUUUGGAGGAGGAGGAAUGCUGCCUAUGACCCCAAGAACACCAUCCCCACCAUCAAACAUGGAGGUGGAAACAUUAUGCUUUGGGGGUGUUUUUCUGCUAAGGGGACAAGACAACUUCACCGCAUCAAAGGGACGAUGGACGGGGCCAUGUACCGUCAAAUCUUGGGUGAGAACCUCCUUCCCUCGGCCAAGGCAACAAAGGAGUGGCUCAAGAAGAAGCACAUUAAGGACCUGGAGUGGCCUAGCCAGUCUCCAGACCUUAAUCCCAUAGAAAAGCUGUGGAGGGAGCUGAAGGUUCGAGUUGCCAAACGUCAGCCUCGAAACCUUAAUGACUUGGAGAAGAUCUGCAAAGAGGAGUGGGACAAAAUCCCUCCUGAGAUGUGUGCAAACCUGGUGGCCAACUACAUGAAACGUCUGACCUCUGUGAUUGCCAACAAGGGUUUUGCCACCAAGUACUAAGUCAUGUUUUGCAGAGCGGUCAAAUACUUAUUUCCCUCAUUACAAUGCUAAUCAAUUUAUAACAUUUUUGACAUGCGUUUUUCUAGAUUUUUUUGUUGUUAUUCUGUCUCUCACUGUUCAAAUAAACCUACCAUUAAAAUUAUAGACUGAUCAUGUCUUUGUCAGUGGGCAAACAUACAAAAUCAGCAGGGGAUCAAAUACUUUUUUCCCUCACUGUAUGUUUUUCGAAUUUGUUUAUAAAUUAAUUAAAAAUGAAAAGCUGAAAUGUCUUGUCAAUAAGUAUUCAACCCCUUUGUUAUAACAAGCCUGAAUACGUUCAGGAGUAAAAUGUGCUUAACAUGUCACAUAAUAAGUUGCAUGGACUCUCUCUGUAUGCAAUAAUAGUGCUUAACAUGAUUUCUGAACGACUACCUCAUCUCUGUACCCCACACAUACAAUUAUCUGAAUAUCCCUUUGAGCAUGGUGAAGUUAUUACUUGGAUUUUGUAUCAAUAGACCCAGUCAUUACAAAGAUACAGGCGUCCUACCUAACUCAGUUGCCAAAGAGGAAGGAAACUGCUCAGGGAUUUCACCAUGAGGCCAAUGGUGACUUUAAAACAGUUACAGCGUUUAAUGGCUGUGAAAGGAGAAAACGGAUGGAUCAACAACAUUGUAGUUACUCCACAAUACUAACCUAAAUUAGACAGUGAAAAGAUGGAAGCCUGUACAGAAUAAAAAUAUUCCAAAACAUGCAACCUGUUUGCAAUAAGGCACUAAAGUAAAACUGUAAAAAAUGUGGCAAAGAAAUUAACUUUAUGUCCUGAAUACAUUUACAUUACAUUUUAGUCAUUUAGCAGACACUCUUAUCCAGAGCGACAUACAGUUAGUGAGUGCAUACAUUUUCAUACAAAGCGUUAUGUUUGGGGAAAAUCCAACACAACACAUCACUGAGUACCACUCUUCAUAUUUUCAAGCAUGGAGGUGGCUGCAUCAUGUUAUGGGUAUGCUUGUCAUCGGCAAGGUCUAGGGAGUUUUUUAGGAUAAAAGAAACGGAACAGAGCUAAGCACAGGCAAAAUCCUAGAGGAAAACCUGGUUCAGUCUGCUGACACUGGGAGACAAAUUCACCUUUCAGCAGGACAAUAACCUAAAACACAUGACCAAAUAUACACUGGAGUUGCUUACCAAGAUGACAUUGAAUGUUCCUGAGUGGCUUAGUUACUGUUUUGACUUAAGUCAGCUUAAAAAUCCAUGGCAAUACUUGAAAAUGGCUGUCUAGCAAAGAUCAACAACCAACUUGACAGAGCUUUAAGAAUAUUCUACAAUCCAGGUGUGCAAAGCUCUUAAAGACUUACCCAGAAACACUCACAGCUGUAAUCACUGCCAAAGGUGAUUCUAACAUGUUUUGACCCAGGGGUUUGAAUACUUCUGUAAAUUAGAUAAUUCUGUAUUUCUGUAUACUUUGUCAUUAUGAGGUAUAGUGUGUAGAUGGGUAAGAAAAACAUCUAUGUAUUCCAUUUUGAAUUCAGGCCAUAACACAACAAAAUGUGGAAUAAAUCAAAGAGUAUGGAUACUUUUCUGAAAGAAAGUUGCAUCUUAAUUGUUGCCUAAUUCUUUAAGUACUUCCUGACCACGCCCACUCUACUUCUCAAUUUAACAGGGGACAUGGUGACAGAUUUACAGGAGACAGUAAAACCCAUAAACCUGCAUACAAAUCUCGGAUGAACUUUUCUCUUCAGAAAUCUCCACGUGUUGAUUGACUAUUGCCCCAGUGCCGAGGGCUGCCUCCUUUCCUUCCCUGGCCAAGCAAAGUGAAAGAAAUAGCACCAAUUACUGCAGCUGCCUCUUCACUGAGUUGUGUCCUAUCACGGGUAAUAGACUAUUAUGAUGAUAAAUGAACCCAUCUCCGCAGCGCUUGCCUGAGUACACACUUCAGCGCUUUCUCCCAGUGAGGAACGGCGCCAUUACCACUCGUCUUCAGAUUGACAAGGCCGACAGAGCAGCCAGCGCAGAGAGAAUGAGCGCCCAGGAGAAUAUGCAUGGGUGGGUGCCAGUGAUUGUUUUACCCACAUGAAUGUAUUUAUUUACUGUUUGUGUGGUUUCCUUGGUGGGCCGGGCCCCCUGUACGAGGUAGUCUUUUCUGGGGACCUAUAGACUAGAGACUGAGAGAGCGCCACCUAUAGGAUGCUAUCAGAGCUCUGAGUAGACACUGUGCUCCUCUGUCCCACUUGACAGUAGAGAGGAGGAUAUUCAGCCACUCCCAGCCUGUCCCAGACUGCAGCUCCAGACUGCAUGCUGUGGUUAACACACUGUGAUCAUGUCUCUAUUCCCUCUAUUCCCUUCCCACUGCAGGGGCAGAGGCUGCAGGGCACACACAGCCCCAUUCCCAGGCUAUGCCACUUAAAUGCCCAAUGAACUGCAACAAGGAGGCCUCCAAAGUUUCCUCCUCAUUCAGCGAAUACUGGAGUAGAUCUUCUUUCGUUGAUACAAAUAUUGCAGUUGUAGUUUUGAUAGAGCUCUAUUAUAAACAUAUUGGUUGCUUAGAAACAACUUAGUCCUGUAUGGCUCAGUUGGUAGAGCAUGGCGCUUGCAACGCCAGGGUUGUAGGUUUGAUUCCCAUGGAGGACCAGUACAAAAAUGUAUGCAUUCACUACUGUAAGUUGCUCUGGAUAAGAGUGUCUGCUAAAUGACAAAAAUGUAAAUGUCAGAUGCUGUGUGUUUGCUUAUACAGUUCUUGCCAAUUAUUUGAAUGAUACUCCAACCGUUUUAGUACAUUUCCUAGUUCUUCUGAUUUAUCCCAAAUACUUCCCAAAAACAUGGCGGAAAUGUUUCCAUAAAGCACUGCAACACAAACACAUGGUUACAGAUGGACAAACAAGCAGGGAAAUUCUUACAGCUUUUGAGGCAGCAAUAGCCUUUGUCCCAAAUGUGUUAACUUUGGACCGUCUCAUUCGGGCCAAUUAAAGUGUUUCCCAGAUGUGAGUGUUUCCAAGCCCUAGUUUUGGACCUGCACCAUCACCCACUAUGCACAAACAAAACAGGACUCCAUAUUGGAGGCAGUCAGAGGCUCUGAGCAGAGCCCCCUCUUUGUAGCUGUCCUGUGGGUGGCCGGUGGGAAAACACACAUUGAUGCUUCCUGGAUAUUAAAGUCAACAGAGCCAGGGCCCAGGGCUCGUAAUGGUGGAGCAGAUGUGAGGCACUCUGGGUUCCCGGUGUUGUUUUAAGAACCCAGUGGAUGGUUUGAUUGUCUGUUGUUUAUUUUCUGAAAUAUGGGCCCUGAUCACCCCCUCCUCGCUCUCUCUGCCACUCUCUCUCUCUCUCUCUGUCUCGCUGGGCAUAUUUGGUGUGGGAUGGUUAGCCGCUCUGGCUUUCUGUCUCUGUUCUAACACGGCCUCCCCUGUGAUCUAUAAAUGUGGAUCCUAACUACAGAGUCCUCUCUUCACAGGCCUCUCUUUAUUUGUCCUGUAGCUCAAUGUGUCCUCAUGUAGCAAAUUUCAAGUUUUUAUGAUUGUUCAGAAUCAGCCAUGGUGCUCCAGUAGGAUUGUGAGAUAUAUGAUUGUAUCCUGGACAAAGAGAUCAUAGAUAGUUUAUUGAUGUGAGUGUCCUGAUAUGAGUGUUUUUGAUGCUACUAACAAGAGGAUUAGAUCUUUCUCCUUAGUGGUGUAUCUGACACUUGUUGUUGCUCCUAAACAAAAUGUUAGAUUUUCCCUGCUCCUCCCACCCACAAUGCACUUUACCUUCAUAGACCAGCCCCUUUGUUUAACAGAGGUUGAGGUGUUCUCAGUGUGAAUUGGAUUUCUGUUAAUUAAGAGGUUGUCAUGACAUUAUAUUAGGACCUGCAGUCUGUACAUGACUCACUUUAGCCCUUGUUUAUCUCGCUUCCUGUGUACAAACAAAUACUGCUGUAUUUCAACGCUUCUCCGCAUUAAUUUAGCCAGUGAACCGUAAUUGGUUACAACGGGAACAUUUUUAUUAAUCUAUGUUGGUUGUCUGCAUAGCUGUGCGUGAGUCAUAUCGCAAUAAUAAAUGGAUAGACAUCAACGAUGCCAAAACAAAUGGUUUGACAACACACAUUAAAAGAGAUCUGGUUCUGGUGUAUGUGGCUCACUGCUGUGGCUGGUCUUCUAACCAGGGUAAUGAUGGCGCUGGUAAGGCCCUGAGUUUUCCCUGACCACAUGAUCUGACCUGGACAAACUGUUACGGACAGAGUUACAGCCUAGGUAGGUCACAUGAUCUGACCUGGGCAAACUGUUACAGACUAGGGAGGUCACAUGAUCUGACCUGGACAAACUGUUACAUACUAGACAGGUCACAUGAUCUGACUUGGACAAACUGUUAGACUAGGCAGGUCACAUGAUCUGACCUGGACAAACUGUUACAGACCAGGCAGGUCACAUGGUCAGUGAAAACUCAGGGCCCCUCUGAUAAGUGAUGAGUGAGAAGUGAUUUGCCCUCCAGGUCCAGUCAAACGUUCUCCAUGGUCAGAUAACAGGGCCUUUUCAUUCAACACAGCAGCACCCCCAGAGCUCCCUGUUAUAGCCUCAGCAGGGGGCCAGGAGAUAGAGCAGCUCAAUAGCACCAAGAUGAGAGGGCCCCUUUCUAGCAGGAAAAACACAACACACGUCUGCUUUGUUUGGGGAGCUGGAUGAGGGCAGAGGAAUCAUAGAGAGAGAAAAAAAGACAGAUCGACAAAUCCAAAGGAGGCGGUGGAGGAUAGGCUGUCCUAGAUCUGAGAAUGUGUGCUCAACUGUACCAGACAGACAUUUUGGGAAUACAGUCAUCAUUCGAACAAUCACACAGUCCUAGUUGUGGAAAACUAGACAUCCUAAUCUUCAAGAGCCCAGUGCCUGUAAAACUGUGUCCAUCUUUAAGGAUCUUUGUUUAAAACCUGUUUGUAAUGCAUCUGGCUAGUACAGCCUUUUCAGUAUUACUCCCAGGCAUGGAAGUGUGCCACUAUAAAACCUGUCCCUUAACGCUCAUUACACACCGCUCGUAAUGUCACCAAAGAGGUGUGGAGAUUUGUUGGUGGUGUUGGGUCAUUUCAUACUCCACUGGGAUUUAAAGGGGACUCUUGAUCAUUUUCAACUUUAUAUCCCGGCUUACUAAUACAAUAACUCCUAUAACCCUCACUAUACGUGUAGGUCUAAUCUCAGUCCUUGUCUUUACAUGCUAUUACAUUGUAAAAGUGCCUUUGAUGGUGGUAACCGUUUUUAUUCUAUGCAGUGCAAGUUAGCAUAUUGUAAUGUAUCAUUUGGCAGGUUAUUUAAAUUGUUGACUUAUGUUUGUUUACAGCUCUCCGCCUAUGGAGGAAGUCUGGUCUAUACAGUUUCAUAUGAUGAAGGGGAAAAAGACCAGGAUAUCAGGGUUAACUCUGCUCCUAAUGUCAUCACAGGGGUAAGUGUAUAUAGCCUCAUUAGCAUGGACAUACAACUACACUGAACAAAAAUAUAAACGCAACAUGCAACAAUUUCAAAGAUUUUACUGACUUACAGUUCAUAUAAGGAAAUCAGUCAAUUGAAAUAAAUUCAUUAGGCCCUAAUCUAUGGAAAUCUACGGAAAUAUAUGCAUCUGUUGGUCACAGAUACCUUCAAAAAAAGGUAGGGGAGUGGAUCAGAAAACCAGUCAGUAUCUGGUGUGACAACCAUUUGUCUCAAGCAGCACAACACAUCUCCUUCGCAUAGAGUUGAUCAGGCUGUUUAUUGUGGUCUGUGGAAUGUUGCCCCACUCCUCUUCAAUGGCUGUGCGAAGUGGCUGGAUAUUUGCAGGAACUGGAAUACGCGGUCGUACAUGUCGAUCCAGAGCAUCUCAAACAUGCUCAAUGGGUGACAUGUCUGGUGUGUAUGCAAAGGAUCCAAAUAGGUCAGAUCAGGUUUGCAAUGAAUAACUUCAACCAGACCCCCUCUCACCAACAGAGAGGGGGAGGAGGGAACUGUGGGGUUUUGACACUUCACGCCCUGUUGUAAGUCAAAGGUGAGGAGAUCCAGGGUCUCCCUCUCCAAAUUUACAAAGGAAUGUGCUUUGUUCCAGAGACCUUUUCCCGCUGAAACUUUAACACGUUCAAAAGCGAAUACUGGAACAAUAUUCCUAACAGAGAACGUGGGGAAUGGUCAGAGGCGAUCUAAAGAAAACUAAUGUCGUUUGGUUGGUUAUUUUGUGCUGUCAUUAAAAAUGUUAUAAAGGAAAUACUGUAACUUAUUAAGUAUACCCACUGCAUGUACGAAGUUUCCAUCCGAUGCGUUGUGCAUGAAAUAUGAAAAAUGUAUUUUUGUUAAAAUAGGGAUGUGAUUUUAGCAGAUAAUGGUUUUACAUAAAACUUUGCACAGUAAGUAGCCACGCUCCGAGUGAGGUCAGAGAGUGUGUCAGCCUGACGGAACCGGCCCUUUCGACCAAAGUACAUAAAAGGAUUGGUAAAGACAUUAACAUUUAGACCAGAAAGACGCCUAGCUACAGCUGCGCGUUUAAAGUGGUUUGAACUCUGAAUUGCAAAACGAGGUGGAGAAGAAAACUCCCCUCCCGGAUAAUCACUGGUACAGCUGAUUAGCUGUCCUAAGUACAAUAUCUUGGAAAGUGAAGUUAAGUGGGACCAUUCUACUACUCUAUUCAAGCUAUGCUAUUAUGCUAUCCUACUAUGCUAUUGUCAUCACCCCACUGGGGAACCAUCGAAACAUAAACCAGAACGAGUGGAAGGAAAAUCCAUUCUGUAGUUCUGUUCAGGACUACAUGACAAGUCACAGGACAUCGGACAACUACAGAGGAGAACAACAGUAUAAGACUUGUUGUAGCUCUUUCGGACAAUUAGAGCCUUACGAGCGAGCCGCAAGAAGGACCAACUCUCUUUCCAGGGUGGCCCAGUUCCAAGAGCUACACGGCGGUACCUCACGUAAAUACAUUCAUGAUUUCUUACUCCAAGCGGGCGGCGGUUUGUGUGCAAAGUAUAGGAGAACUAUAAGUGAGAGUAGUUUCUAAAUGUACCAACGUUAAGUGUCUGUCACGACUUCCUCCGAAGCUGCCUCCUCUCCUGGUUCGGGCAGGCUUCGGCGUUCGUCGUCACCGGCCUCCUAGCCACUGCCGCUCCUCAUCUCAUCAUUCCAUUUGUUUUGUCUUGUUUAUUACACACACCUGGUUCAUAUCCCCUCAUCAGUACCUGUAUAAGUGUUCCCUCUGCCCCCUUGUCUUUGUGUGUGAUUGUUAUUGUGUGGAGAGUGAAGCUCGGUUGAGCUCCUUGUAUUUUGUAUUGCCGGGUUCUUUCCCUGUGUGCAUUGUUAGUUCCAGUGCGCCUGUUUUGCGCAAUGGACUGUUUUGACGCAUUACUGAGUAACUCUGUAUUCCGGAAUAAAUCCUGUUAUUCUGUGAUUUACCCUCCUGCGCCUGACUCCUUCAAAUCACCCAUCACAGAAUCACACAUGGAGUCAGCAGGAGAGGAGCACAUGCCUGGAGUCGUGGCACGGGUCUGGGAGCAUCCGAUAAUGCUAGCCAGCUUGGGAGAAGCAAUGGAUCGGGUUCUCCAGGUCGUCCAAUGCCUGGAGAGGAGAGGACCCGGUCUGUCGGGACCAGCUGGGUGACCGGAUCCAGCCACCCACACCCCAGCACCCAGAGGGAGCCAUAUAUCCCGACCACGGGAUUUCGACGGGACAGCUGCUCUCUGCCAGGGUUUCCUCCUCCAAAUGGAGCUUUACUAUUCAAGCAUCAGCCCGGCCCCAUCGAAGCGGUAGAAGGUGUCCGCCCUCGUCUCCUGCCUCUCGGGGAAAGCCCUGGAAUGGGCCAACGCGGUCUGGAAUGAAGGUGGAGCUGCGUUGGACAACUACAGUGAGUUUGCUCGCCUCUGUCGGGCUGUCUUCGAUCACCCGCCCGAGGGUAGAGAGGCGGGUGAGCGGCUGGUCCACCUGAGGCAGGGGACGAGGACCGCGCAGGACUUCGCCCUGGAGUUUCGAACUCUAGCAGCUGGGUCCGGGUGGAACGAGCGGGCCCUCAUCGUUCUUUUGGGUCUGGAGGCGGCAGGCAGGGCACUCGUUCAGAGCCCUCUGCUUCGCACUGUACCCUACCCAUCCACUUUCCUUAUUACAUUGUAGUUCCCCAGUGUAAGGCACUGGUCAAUUUAGGCGCAGCUGGGAACUUUAUGGACAGGUCAUUUUCACAUAGUCUAGGCAUUACAUUGGUUCCCCAAUCCAUUCCACUCACCAUCAGAGCACUUGACAGUCGACCAUUAGGGUCAGGGUUCUUAGGGAGGUUACAGCACCAGUCACUAUGGUUACACACAUGACUCAUCGAGAGAAAGUCACUUUUUUAUUAUUAUUGAGUGUCCUGAUUUCCCUGUUGUGUUAGGUCUUCCCUGGUUAGCGCUCCACAACCCCACCUUUUCAUGGCCGCAGAGGGUUCUCACGGGGUGGUCGCGAGAGUGUCAGGGUAGGUGUUUAGGUUUUUCCGUUGAUGCAACCAUGGUGGAAAGUCCAGACAGUACCUCCACCGUGUGCAUUCCCCCCGAAUACCUUGAUUUGGCGCACGCGAUUUCCAAAUCGCAGGCGAUUAAAUGACCAACUCAUCGGGCGGGGGAUUGCGCGAUAAACCUCCGGGUAGAUGCUGUGCCUCCCAGGAGUCAUGUGUAUCCCCUGUAACAGGCUGAAACAGAGGCUAUUUUUAUUUUGUAUUUAACCUUUAUUUAACCAGGUAAGCCAGUUGAGAACAAGUUCUCAUUUGCAACUGCGACCUGGCCAAGAUAAAGCAAAGCAGUGCGGUAAAAAAAACAACAACACAGAGUUACAUAUGGAAUAAACAAAACGUACAGUCAAUAACACAAUAUAAAAUCUAUAUACAGUGUGUGCAAAUGUAGUAAGUUAUGGAGGUAAGGCAAUAAAUAGGCCAUAGUGCAAAAUAAUUACAAUUAUAAUUUAGUAUUAACACUGGAGUGAUAGAUGUGCAGAAGAUGAUGUGCAAAUAGAGAUACUGGGGUGCAAAUGAGCAAAAUAAAUAACAAUGUAAAUAACAAUAUGGGGAUGAGGUAGUUGGGUGGGCUAAUUACAGAUGGGCUGUGUACAGGUGCAGUGAUCGGUUAUCUGCUCUGACAACUGAUGCUUAAAGUUAGUGAGGGAGAUAAGUGUCUCCAGCUUCAGAGAUUUAUGCAGUUCGUUCCAGUCAUUUGCAGCAGAGAACUGGAAGGAAUGGCGACCAAAGGAGGUGUUGGCUUUGGGGAUGACCAGUGAGAUAUUCCUGCUGGAACGCAUACUACGGGUGUGUGUUGCUAUGGUGACCAAUGAGCUAAGAUAAGGCGGGGAUUUGCCUAGAAGUGAUUUAUAGAUAGGCUUUGUUGCGCAAUAGGAAGCCGAUUCUCGAUUUAACUUUGGAUUGGAGAUGCUUAAUGUGAGUCUGGAAGGAGAGUUUACAGUCUAACCAGACACCUAGGUAUUUGUAGGUGUCCACAUAUUCUAAGUCAGACCCGCCGAGAGUAGUGAUUCUAGUCGGGCAGGCGGGUGUAAGCAGCGUUCGAUUGAAGAGCAUGCAUUUAGUUUUACUAGCGUUUAAGAGCAGUUGGAGGCCCCGGAAGGAGUGUUGUAUGGCAUUAAAGCUCGUUUGGAGGUUUGUUAACACAGUGUCCAAUGAAGGGCCAGAUGUAUACAAAAUAGAGACAUAAGUCUCAGAGUCCCUGCGCCUGGGGUUUAUAGGUCCCUCCACUUCUCCCGCCUCCUCGAGUUUCUUUUUUGUGAAUAAGAAAGACGGAGGUCUGCGCCCUUGCUUUGAUUACCGAUCACUGAACAAGGGGACGAUACGAUUUAGUUAUACUCUACCCCUCAUUCCAUCUGUGAUCGAGUCAAUGUAUGGGGCGUGCUUCUUCACAAAAUUAGAUCUCCGGAGUGUGUACAACCUGGUGCGUGUCCGAGAGGGGGACGAGUGGAAGACAGCAUUCAGCACAACCACGGGGCAUUACGAAUACCUGGUGGUGCCUUAUGGUUUGAUGAAUGCUCCAUCCGUCUUCCAUUCCUUUGUGAACGAGGUGUUUCGGGACAUGCUUGGUCACGGUGUAGUGGUCUACAUCAAUGACAUUCUGGUGUAUUCCGCUACGCGCGCCGAGCAUGUGUCCCUGGUUCGCAAAGUGCUGGCCCGACUGUUGGAACAUUACCUCUAUGCCAAGGCAGAAAAGUGUCUGUUUUUCCAACAGUCCGUCUCCUUCCUCGGAAACCACAUUACCACCUCAGGUGUGGAGAUGGAGGGAGAUUGCAUUUCAGCCGUGCGUAAUUGGCCGACUCCAACCACGGUAAAGGAGGUGCAGCACAUUAUUAGCUUUGCCAACUACUAUCGGAGGUUUAUCUGUGGCUUUGGCUGUCAGGUCUCCUCCCGUUGCUCCCCUCCGGCGCUCUGAUUCGCCAGUCUACUGAGCCACCAGUCUGAGCGCACCACCUCGGCAACACCGGAAUGGAAACCCAACGCACCCUAAUCACCUCCAGCGCACCUGCACCUCAUCAUCUCAUCACCACCUCUAUUUAGCCCUGGACUGUUCUGUAAUAUGUUGUGUGUGAUUGUUUAGCUUCGUGUCGUGUACUCUAUCUUUGUUAUUUCUCUUUGUCAUUGUUUAAGUAAACCUUGACCUUGUUAAUUCCUGCGUCUGCGUCCUGCCUCUUCGUAUACUCAGUACUCGUCACAGAAUCACACACCAAAUGAAAAUGGAUGCAGCAGGAGUUUCCCAGUGCCUCGACCAGCACCAGCAGCAGCUUGCCCAGUUGAACGCCGCCAUGCAGGAAGUGCUCCAAACUCUGCAUAAUCUGCCCAGUGCUCCGGUUCCACGUCAGGGAGCGGCGAGUGCCCCCAAUCCACCUAUUCCCGGGCUAUCACCUACUUCUGUGGGAACCCUCGCCCUACCGGAGUGCUAUGACGGUAAAACUAUUAAAUAUAGCGGCUUCCUGCUACAGAUUUCACUUUAUCUGGCGCGUCAGCCUGGGGCAUAUCCAUCUGACCAAGCCAGGAUAGUGCUGGUGAUUUCUCUACUUAAAGGAAAGGUGCUGGAUUGGGCCAUGGCAGUCUGGGAAGGAGAGGAGGCAGUGGCACUACCCUACGCCACCUUCCUCUCUCGGUUCAGGGCGGUGUUUGAUCAUUCCACGGAGGGAAAGGACGGGGGUGAGCGUCUCCUCCAUCUACAACAGAGAGAGGGGCCCGCGUCUGAGUACGCUCUGAGCUUUCGCACGGUGGCAGCGUCAUCCGGCUGGAAUGAGCGUGCUCUGCGCACGGCCUUCAGGAAAGGCUUACGGGAGGACAUCAAGACGGAACUCGCAUGUCGGGACGACAAGAUGGACCUUGAUACUCUCAUCACCACGUCCAUCCGUCUUGACGACAUGUUGAGAGAGAGACGGCGUUCCCAACACCUCCCAGAGCCUCGACGCUCACCCCAUCUGAGCUAUGGAAGCAGCCCUGCUUCCGAGUCCUCACCAAUGGAGGUAGGCAGCACCCCCUACACCACCACGGACCACAGAUCUCCUGGCGGCUCCCUAUCUUGGCGGUAUGACUCCCGUCGCCGCUCCGUGAGUGUUAUGUCAGCUCCUAUCACAAAACCAUUGUUUUUAGUCCCCAUAACGGUGUCUGGUUAUUCCUUCUCUUCCAUUUCUACUGCUAUGAUAGAUUCCGGAUCAGCGGGGAAACAUUGUAGAUAGGGAGCUGGUCUCUGAAUGGUGGUUGCCCACCGUGCCACUGCCAUCUCCGCUACACGUCAACACAUUGGACAAUAAACCCCUUGGAUCAGGCACUAUUCCGCACGUCACUCUCCCCAUCACCAUCACCAUUCCCGCACCACGAGGAGCUGUCAUUCCACAUCAUCACGUCACCCCUUCCCCGGAUCGUCUUGGGAUUGCCCUGGCUCAGACUACACAACCCCACCAUCAAUUGGAGCACCAAGAGGAUCACAGCCUGGUCUGCCUCAUGCCGGAAGACCUGCCUGCCGGUGGUUUGUUGUUCCACGUCAGUGGAGAGUCCGGAGUCCGCCCUCCAGCCCAACAUUCCACGUGAGUAUGCAGAUCUCUCCGAUGUCUUCUCUUCAGUAAAGGCUACGUGUCUCCCUCCUCACAGGCCCUGGGACUGCGCCAUUGACCUGCUGGAGGGACAACACCCCCCGAAGAGUCGCAUUUACCCCCUUUCCAUGCCGGAGACUGAGGCCAUGGAGAAGUAUGUGGUGGAGACCCUGAAACAGGGGUUCAUCAGACGCUCUACCUCUCCUGCCUCCGCCAGCUUCUACUUCAUGGCCAAAAAGGACGGAGGACUGAGACCAUGCAUUGACUACAGGGGGCUGAACGCAGUCACCACCAAGUACUGGUACCCCCUCCGUCUGGUUCCGUCGGCCAUCGAGCAGAUACGAAGGGCCCGGUACUUUACCAAGUUGGACCUGAGGAGUGCCUACAACCUGAUCCGAAUCUGGGAAGGAGAUGAGUGGAAGACGGCAUUCAGCACUACCUCAGGCCACUAUGAAUACUGCGUCAUGCCCUACGGCCUCGCCAACGCUCCUUCUGUGUUCCAGUCCUUCGUCAAUGAUGUGUUCCGGGACAUGCUGAGUAGACAGGUGGUGGUGUACAUCGACGAUAUCCUGAUCUACUCGGCUACGUUCGAGGAGCACGUCAGGGACGUCCGAGCUGUCCUACUCCGCCUCCGGGAACACAGUCUGUUGGUGAAGGGGAAAAAUGCGAAUUCCACCAACAGGCCAUCUCCUUCCUGGAAUACCGGAUCAGUCCUCAGGGGGUGUUCAUGGAAAGAGUGAAGACGGACGCCGUCAGGUGAUGGCCAGUUCCCACCACCAUCAAGGGCCUACAGAGCUUCCUGGGCUUCGCUAAUUUCUACCGGCGUUUCAUCAGGUCCUUCAGCUCCAUAGACGCCCCACUCAGCUCUCUCCUUAAGGGUGGGCCUCAGAAGCUGGCCUGGAACCCUGAGGCUGACGCUGCCUUCAAGAGGCUGAAGGAGAGGUUCACCACAGCGCCCAUCCUAAAACAACCAGAUCCAUCUCGUCCUUUCAUCCUGGAGUUGGACGCAUCGGAGGAGGGCGUGGGUGCGGUCCUCUCCCAUCGGCACGGUAAGGCAGAGAAAACGUAUCCCUGUGCCUUUUUCUCUAAAAAGCUUACCCCUGCAGAGAGGAACUAUGGAGUUGGAGACAGGGAGCUGUUGGCGUUGGUCCUUGCUCUGGAGGAAUGGAGACACUGGCUGGAGGGCGCAGUCCAUCCAUUCCGGAUUCUUACUGACCACAGGAAUUUGGAGCACAUAUGGGCAGUGAAACGGAUGAACUCUCGUCAAGCCAGGUGGGCCCAUUUUUCUCACUCGCUUCCAAAUUAUUCUGUCCUACCGACCAGGAUCCCAGAAUGUGAAGGCCGACGCACUCUCCAGGAUGCACCAUACCGGAGAAAGGAAGGAUCUGGGGGGUCCUAUCCUGCCCUCGUCUCUCAUCAUUGCACCUGUCGUUUGGAAUGUGAAUGAAGACAUCUGCCUGGCGGCUCAGGAGGACCCAGCGCCUGCCAACGCCCCUCCGGGGCGCAUGUAUGUACCCACCAGUGUCCGUGACCGCCUGCUGAUCUGGAUGCACACUACCCUUACGGCAGGGAACUCUGGUAUUACGCGCACCCUGCAUUCUCUAGCCCCAAAAUACUGGUGGCACACCUUGGCUUCUGAUGUCUCCCGCUAUGUCAACUCCUGUUCCGUAUGUGCCCAAACGAAGACACCUCGGAACACCCCGGCAGGCAAACUAGUGCCUCUCACAGUGCCUCAGCGACCUUGGUCACACCUGUCCAUAGACUUUGUCACCGAUCUUCCACGUUCUGACGGCUUCACCACAGUCAUGGUGGUCGUAGAUCGGUUCUCCAAAUCAUGCCGUUUUUUGCCACUAACUGGUCUUCCUUCUGCUCUCCAGGUCGCUGAGGUCCUGUUCCAACAGGUCUUCCGGAAUUAUGGACUUCCGGAGGACAUCGUCUCGGACCAUGGCCCCCAAUUCACCUCCCGAGUGUGGAAGGCUUUCCUGGAGAAGAUCGGGGCCAUGGCCAGCCUCACUUCCAGGUAUAGGCCUCAGUCAAAUGGGCAGGUGGAGCGCAUGAACCAGGAGCUGGGGAGGUUUCUUCAUUUCCACUGUCAGGACCGGAAAGGUGAGUGGGCAAGGUUUCUUUCCUGGCAGAAAAUGCCCAGAAUUCACUCCUCCACGGGGCUCACUCCCUUUCAGUGCGUCCUGGGGUACCAGCCGGCCCUGGACCCUUGGACACCCUGCCAGACCGAUGCGCCCGCUGUCGACGAGAGGGUCCACAGGGCCGGACAGGUCUGGGACGCAGCCCAUGUCCAUCUCUAGAGGGCCAUUCGUCGGCAGAAGGACCAAGCCGACCGCCACCCAGUGAGGCCCCUGUAUUCCAGCCUGGGGAUCGCGUCUGGCUGUCCACCAAAAACCUCCCUCUCCAUCUGCCCUGCAAGAAACUGAGCUCCCGUUUUGUGGGGCCGUUUAAGGUCCUCCGGCGGAUAAAUGAGGUAUCAUACCAGCUGCUCCUUCCCCCUCACUACCGUGUCUCAUCCACUUUUCAUGUGUCUCUCCUCAGGCCGGUGGUUCCUGGUCCUCUGGCGGAUGCCGUCCCCCGGGGUACGCCUCCUCCGCCCCUGGACAUUGACGGGAGUCCGGCGUAUGCAGUGAGGGAUCUGCUGGACUCCAGGUUCCGUGGGGGACGGAUACAUUACCUGAUGGACUGGGAGGGGUGUGGUCCUGAGGAGAGGAGCUGGGUUCCGGCUGGGGACGUUCUGGACCCCAACCUAAUUCGGGAGCUGGAGCCGCGCCUCCGGAGGGGGGGGGGUACUGUCACGUCUCCUCCCGUUGUUCCCCUCCGGCACUCUGAUUCUCCGGUCUACUGAGCCACCGGUCUGAGCGCACCACCUCGGCAACACCGGAAUGGAAACCCAAUGCACCCUAAUCACCUCCAGCGCACCUGCACCUCAUCAUCUCAUCACCACCCCUAUUUAGCCCUGGACUGUUCUGUAAUAUGUUGUGUGUGAUUGUUUAGCUUCGUGUCGUGUUGUUAUUUCUCUUUGUAAUUGUUUAAGUAAAUCUUGACCUUGUUAAUUCCUGCGUCUGCGUCCUGCCUCUUCGUAUACUCAGUACUCGUCACAUUGGCAAGGUCGCAGCGCCCAUCACAUCUCUGUUGAAGGGUGGGCCGGCCCGGCUCCGCUGGUCUGCUGAGGCUGACAGGGCCUUCAGUAACCUGAGGGGUCUGUUCACCUCAGCCCCGGUACUGGCCCACCCCAAUCCAUCACUACCAUUCGUACUGGAGGUGGAUGCGUCCGAGGUAGGGAUAGGCGCGGUCCUAUCUCAACGCUCGGGCAUGUCACCCAAGCUCCGCCCCUGUGCCUUCUUCUCCAAGAAUCUCAGCCCGGCAGAGCAGAACUACGACAUUGGUGAUCGGGAGCUGUUGGCUGUUGUCCGAGCCCUGACCGUGUGGAGGCACUAGCUCGAAGGGGCGAAACACCCUUUCCUCAUCUGGACGGACCACCGUAACCUGGAGUACAUCCGGGCAGCGAGGAGGCUGAAUCCUCGCCAGGCCAGGUGGGCCCUAUUCUUCACCCGGUUUGAUUUUACACUAUCAUACAUCCCGGGUGCAAAGAACGUAAAGGCAGACGCACUGUCACGGCUGUACGACACAGGAGAGGCCCAGAGACAACACCCCCAUACUCCCGGCCUCCUUUAUUGUGGCGCCGGUAGUAUGGGCGAUGAACGCGGAUAUGGAGCAGGCAUUACGCACAGAGCCAUCUCCACCUCAGUGUCCAGCUGGGCUGCAGUACAUGCCUGCUCUUCUCUGUGACCGUCUGAUCUAUUGGGCACACAUGUCCCCCUCCUCUGGUCACCCAGGUAUUGCUCGUACAGUGCGCUGCCUGACCGGAAAGUACUGGUGGCCUACCUUGGCUAAGGACGUGAGGGUGUAUGUCUCCUCCUGCUCGGUGUGCGCCAUGAGUAAGGCACCUAGGCACCUCCCAGCGGGUAAGUUACAGCCUUUACAAGUUCCACAACGGCAAUGGUCCCACUUGAGUAUUGAUUUCCUUCCUAAUCUUCCCCUCUCUCAAGGUAACACCACCAUCCUGGUCGUUGUGGACCGCUUUUCCAAAGCCUGCAUCCUCCUUUCUCUGCCCGGUCUCCCCACGGCCCUGCAGACUGUGUAGGCCCUGUUUACACACUUCUUCCGGCACUACGGGGUACCAGAGGACAUAGUGUCUGACCGGGGUCCCCAGUUCACAUCCAAGGUCUGGAAGUCAUUCAUGGAAUGUCUGGGGGUCUCGGUCAGCCUGACCUCUGGUUUUCACCCCGAGUCUAAUGGGCAGGUGGAACGUGUGAAUCAGGAAGUGGGUAGGUUCCUGCGGUCCUACUGCCAGGACCGGCCGGGGGAGUGGUCAGUGCUCUUGCCAUGGGCUGAAUAUGCCCAGAACUCUCUCCGUCACUCCUCCGCUACCUAAUGUCAUUCCAAUGUGUUUUAGGUUAUCAACCGGUUCUGGCACCAUGGCAUCAGAGCCAGACCGAGGCUCCUGCGGUGGAUGACUGGUUUCGGUGGCGCGGAGGAGACAUGGAAUGCUGCUCACGUCCACCUCCAACACGCCGUGUGUCGUCAGAAGGCCAAUGCUGACUGCCUCCGCAGUGAGGCCCCGGUCUUUGUACCAGGUGAUCAGGUCUGGCUCUCGACCAGGAAUCUGCCCCUCCGCCUGCCCUGCCGGAAGCUGAGCCCGCAGUUUGUGGGGCCAUUCAAAGUCCUGAGGAGAAUAAACGAGGUUACCUAUAGGUUAUUACUCCCGCCGGAUUAUCGUAUUAACCCCUCGUUCUAUGUGUCUCUCCUCAGGCAGGUGGUGGCUGGUCCGCUCCAGGAGUCUGAGGUGUGGGAGGUCGCUCCGCCUCCUCUGGACAUCGAGGGGGCCCCGGCGUACUCCGUCCGUUCCAUCCUGGAUUCGAGGCGUCGGGUGGGAGGCCUUCAGUACCUCGUGGAGUGGGAGGGGUACGGUCCGGAGGAAUGGUGCUGGGUCCCGUUGAGGGAUAUCCUCGAUCCCUCCUCCCUGUUGCGGGAUUUCCACCGUUGCCAUCCGGCUCGCCCUGCUCCGCGUCCUCCUGGCCGUCCCCGAGGCCGGUUUAGGCGCGCUGCUGGAGCUGCACGUCAAGGGGGGGAGGGGGGGGGGGGGGGGUACUUUCACGACUUCCUCCGAAGCUGCCUCCUCUCCUGGUUCGGGCAGGCUUCGGCAUUCAUCGUCACCGGCCUUCUAGCCACUGCCGCUCCUCAUCUCAUCAUUCCAUUUGUUUUGUCUUGUUUAUUACACACAUCUGGUUCAUAUCCCCUCAUCAGUACCUAUUUAAGUGUUCCCUCUGCCCCCUUGUCUUUGUGUGUGAUUGUUUAUUGUGUGGAGAGUGAAGCUCGGUUGAGCUCCUUGUAUUUUAUAUUGCCGGGUUCUUUUCCCUGUGUGCCUUGUUUGUUCCAGUGUGCCUGUUUUGCGCAAUGGACUGUUUUGACGCAUUGCUGCUUAACUCUGUAUUCCGGAAUAAAUCCUGUUAUUCUGUGAUUUACCCUCCUGCACCUGACUCCUUCAAAUCACCCAUCACAGUGUCUCUGUCCCUGUCUCUCUACCUCUCCAUGUUUUUUGUAACAAGCAGUGAUGUUGUCAGUCCGCUAGGGACUUGUUUUUAAUGUAUUAAGUGUGUAUGUUAUCCUGCAUUUCCAUUUAGUUAGCUAGUAAAUAAAUAAAUAAUUAAACCAAUUUGUGUAGUACUGAAUCAUAAGGAAGGCUCGGGUUUUUGCAGAUGCAAGGAGGUUACAAUGUUCAGAAUAAGUACAUGAUACAAGGUUAUGAUUAACAAGUUGACUGUUUAUCGAUGUGAUAGGUAUAGACCUUCUAGAGUUUAAUUCGGGAGAUGGUAACUCUUUAAACAACCGCUCUCGUGGUGCCCCAAAUCCUAAUGAGUAAAUUUUUACAUGAUUAAUUUAAUUUGAGAAAUAACAGUCUUCAGAUUAAUGUUAAAAGUCACGUCACGACAAGGCCAUGGAAGAACUGGGACAUUUUCAGCUUCCAGGACAGAUCCAUGGGGCCGUGCAUUAUCAUGCUGAAACAUGAGGUGAUGGCAGUGGAUGAAUGGCACAACAAUGGGCCUCAGGAUCUCGUCACGGUAUCUCUGUGCAUUCAAAUUGCCAUCGAUAAAAUGCAAUUGUGUUAAUUGUCAGUAGCUUAUGCCUGCCCAUACCAUAACCCCACCGCCACCAUGGGGCACUCUGUUCACAACUUUGACAUCAGCAAACCGCUCACCCAUACGACACCAUACACGCUGUCUGCCAUCUGCCCGGUACAGUUGAAACCGGGAUUCACGUAGAUGAACUUCCCUGAGAUGGUUUCUGACAGUUUGUGCAGAAAUUCUUGGUUGUGCAAACCCACAGUUUCAUCAGCUGUCCGGGUGGCUGGUCUCAGACGAUCCCACAGGUGAAGAUGCCGGAUGUGGAGGUCCUGGGCUGGCAUGGUUACACGUGGUCUGCGGUUGUGAGGCCGGUUGGACGUACUGCCAUAUUCUCUAAAACGACGUUGGAGGCUGCUUAUGGUAGAGAAAUGAUCAUUACAUUCUCUGGCAACAUCACUGGUGGACAUUCCUGCAGUCAGCUUGCCAAUUGCUUGAGACAUCUGGGGCAUUGUGUUGUGUGACAAAACUGUUCAUUUAGAGUGGCCUUUUAUUUUUUUUAUUGUCCCCAGCACAAGGUUCACCUGUGUAAUGAUCAUGCUGUUUAAUCAGCUUCUUGAUAUGCCACUCCUGUCAGGUGGAUGGAUUGUCUUGGCAAAGGAGAUAUGCUUUUUUAACAGGGAUGUAAAACAAAUUUGUGCACAACAUUUGAGAGAAAUAAGCUUUUUGUGCGUAUGGAACAUUUCUGAGAUAUUUUAUUUCAGCACAUGAAACAUGGGACCAACACUUUACAUGUUGCGUUUAUAUUUUUGUUCAGUGUACUUUAGGUUAGGUGCCAACAAGAACUCAUUCAUAGAGCAAGUGCUAACAUAGAGAAUGUUGGUCAAAGUCAUGUUCAACCUGAUUGGCCCAGACUGAUCAUGUGACAUGUCCCUCUGCAGUUCUAAAGAUCCUUUUAUCUUUUGUUGAAUUUCACGCCAGACAUGUCUGAAUGAUAUGUCUGUUUUCAUUUUAAAAAAGGUUUGGUGCAAAACUAUGUGUUGUGUGUGUGUGCGCGCGCGCGCGUGUGCAUGCGUGUUGGUGUGUGUGUGCACAUCUCUGUGUCUGUGUGUGCUCCUAGGUAUUAGACAGCAUCUGGCUGUCAUUAGCUGAUCGUCCAAAAAUGAGCUCAGCUUGGUAGUGCUGCAGUCUUUUGUGUCCCAUAUGCAGUUUUCUUACAAAUUCCUGCUGGUCCCCAUGGCAGUGCUCUAUCUUUCUCACACAGGGUAACUUCAAUGAAGAGGUUACUCAGAGAAGAAGGCUAGUGUGGAAUAAUGCGAGACAAAAUUCAUGUUUGGAUAUCUACAGAGUUGUCUACCGAAAUCGAUACAAGCUUGCGAAUAAGACAAGAAUGAGUUCUUCGAAGUGAGGAUCCUUCAUCAAAUUAAGCAUGGAGGUUGUUUCUCAGAGUAGACUUUAAUGCUUUUUACAAGUGCUCUGUUGACAAAGCUGUAUCAUCCAACAUGACAGCAAUGGCUGAAAUGUAUAUAUUUUUAUAUUAUAACCAUAUAAUAAUAUAUAAAUAAUAAUAAUAAUAUGCCAUUUAGCAGACGCUUUUAUCCAAAGCGACUUACAGUCAUGCGUGCAUAAUUUUUUUUUGUGUAUGGGUGGUCCCGGGGAUCGAACCCACUACCUUGGCGUUACAAGCGCCGUGCUCUACCAGCUGAGCUACAGAGGACCAUAUAACAAACACUGUUCAUUAACAUGAACAUAGAGUAGUCCCCAGAGAAGUUUGUAUCUAUUCAGUUGGUCUAACUCUAUACUAAACCAUGCCUCUGCAUUAGUUUGUGCAGCACUCAGAAGAUACACUACAUUACCAAAGUACAUCUCGUUCCAAAAUCAUGGGCAUUAAUAGGGGGUUGUUCCACCCUUUGCUGCUAUAACAGCCUCCACUCUUCUGGGAAGGCUUUCCACUAGAUAUUGGAACGUUGCUGCUGGGACUUGCUUCCAUUCAGCCACGAGCAUUAGUGAGGUCGGGCACUGAUGUUGGGCGAUUAGGCUUGGCUUGCAGUCGGCGUUCCAAUUCAUCCCAAAGGUGUUCGAUGGGGUUGAGGUCAGGGCUCUGUGCAGGCCAGUCAAGUUCUUCUACACCGAUCUCAAGAAACCAUUUCUAUAUGGACCUCGCUUUGUGCAUGGGUGCAUUGUCAUGCUGAAACAGGAAAGGGCCUUCCCUAAACUGUUUCCACAAAGUUGGAAGCACAGAAUCGUCUAGAUUGUCAUUGUAUGCUGUAGCGUUAAGAUUUCCUUUCACUGGAACUAAGGGACCAUUAUUCCUCCUCCCCCAAACUUUACAGUUGGCACUAUGCAUUGGGGCAGGUAGCAUCCGCCAAACCCAGAUUUGUUCGUCGGACUGCCAGAUGGUGAAGCGUGAUUCAUCACUACAGAGAAUGUGUUUCCACUGCUCCAGAGUCCAAUGGCGGCGAGCUUUACACCACUCCAGCCAACGCUUGGCAUUGCACAUGGUGAUCUUAGGCUUGUGUGCGGCUGUUCGGCCAUGGAAACCCAUUAAAUGAAGCUCCCGACGAACAGUUAUUGUGCAGUUUGGAACUCGGUAGUGAGUGUUACAGACGAUUUUUACGCACUACGCGCGUCAGCGCUCGGCGGUCCCGUUCUGUGUGCUUGUAUGGCCUACCACUUCACGGCUAAGUCGUUGUUGCUCCUAGACGUUUCCACUUCACAAUAACAGCACUAACAGUUGACCGGGGCAGCUCUAGCAGGCCAGAAAUUUGAUGAACUGACUUGUUGGAAAGGUAGCAUCCUAUGACGGUGUCACGUUGAAAGUCACUGAGCUCUUCAGUAAGGCCAUUCUACUGCCAAUGUUUAUCUAUGGAGAUUGCAUGGCUGUGCACUCAAUUUUAUACACCUGUCAGCAACGGGUGUGGCUGAAAUAGCAGAAUCCACUAAUUUGAAGGGUUGUCCACAUACUUUUGGGUAUAUAUAGUAUAUCUCACAGCAAAGGCUCUCUGAGGCCUAUCCGAUUGUCACGUAAAAAUGAUUUGUUUCGUUUGAUUAAUAUAGGUAUGGGGUCCCAAUCGCACGCUGCUCUGAAUAAAGGCCUGCUUCAUUAUCUACUCCUCAGUCGUGAAACGGUCAAUAAAAGGCCCCGCUUUGAAGUCAGCUGUUCUAUUGUUCUAUUGUCGCUCACACAACUUUGCCGAAGCGGUGUGCGAAUCAAUUAAAGGAUUUAUUAUAGAGUUGUUUAAUCAUUCCUAACAUGGAGUAGAUGACCGGCGGUGACCUUGGGAGUGAUGCGCAACACACACUUUUUCUCUAUCGUCCGUUCUCGCCGUCGUCUUGGGCUAUUACGCUAGCAAGGUGUCCUUUUAUUAACUCUCUAUCGUGGACCAGCGGUUCAUCUGUCAUCAUUUUCAUCUUCAGUCAGCCGUGUGCCAUGAGAGGAUUCAUUUGCUGUCUUUUAUUUGUGUGUGUGUGAUCCAUGAGGAAUGUGUUGAGGUUUUCUCCCUCAACACUGUGCUCUGAAUGAAGGGAUUCAUACACACGCACACACACAUGCAUGCCCAGACACACACACAUUCAUGGACACACACACACAGUCACUGACACACACACACACACACACACACACACACACACACAGUCACGGACACAGUCACGCAAAUGCGAUGUGACAUUGAUAUGUAUGUCCUCUUGGCCUCUUUACAAAAGCUGGAGAACUCAGAUCAUGAUUACAUCCUUUGAGUUUAUCCUGAAUAAUGAGUUUAUCCAGUGGAUCUCUCAACCAGCAAGAGAGCCUGCUCUCUAGUUCAAUCAAUGAUCAAAUGCUCUUCUAACAACACAAUUUCAACCCUUUUCAAUCCAAAAUAUGCUGUUUUUACUGAUUGUUGGAUGAUAUCCGUGGAGGUUGGUCAGAGAGAUCCCUCUUCAGCUUCAGUGUGUAUUUGUUAUACUGGUGUUCGUACAUGACUGUUUGAAUUAUGAGUUUGAGGGAGCCAGCCACAUUAGUGUCAGAUGACAGCCACCUAAGCUCAGUCACUGGGUUUUAUUCAUAUAUUGCAGAGAGGAGAGCACUUGUCCUAUGUGAGAUGGGGGAGGAGCCGAGAUGUAUGACAGGUCUUUAUUGAUAGUUAAACCCUGCUUUGCAUGUAGACUCCAUUAAUUCAGUGCAAAUAAAGUUGCCGGCACCCAUAAAUUGUAAUUUCCCAACAGCCACUGGAACAGUAAAUAAGCAAGCGGGAUGAAUAACAUCUGAUAAUCCUCUCUGAUGAUUCCCACCAGCGACCUUACCCUUAAAGUUUACCUGGCAAUGCUUCCAUCUCACUCACUCACUCACUCACUCACUCACUCACUCACUCACUCACUCACUCACUCACUCACUCACUCACACACACACUCUCACACGCUUUCACACAGAUUUCUCUAUUUCCUUCCAGCUCACACCUACACAUAAAUUACUAUGCAUACAUUGAUAAUAACUCACACACUUAUUGAGUCGAUGGACAAUCUGGACAAAGACAAGUUUCACAUUAGGAAAUGUCACUCUUUAUACAAUUGAGCUAUUCAUGGUUUCUCAGAAUAGAGUAUUAUUCAUAUGUGGCGCCCUGCUCCGUUUAUGGCCAAUAUUGACAGCCAGAGCCAAGACUUUGCAUUCUGUCAUGUGGCGAAUAAAUACAUGCACCAACAUGGAUGCUGUCUUUCAAACGAGGGGGGAAAAAGAGAGAAGACUCUGACAUGUAUUAUUUAUUUUGUACCUAUAACUCUGGGUCUUUUUGUAUCGGUCUGCUCUUUUAUGUUUAUAAAAAUAAUUGCAUACUCGUCUUUUCUACCAGGUACCUAUACACCAUUCUUGUGUGUGUUCAAUAAAAAAUAUUUGAGCAAGAAGACUGACAUUUUCAUCUCUUGCAGGGCAGCGGGAUAAAAAUGAUUGACAGUCGGUUCGGUCUGCCAGUGUACCCUUUCACGGAGAGCACAAAGAGAACUCUGCUGUACCCUGAGCACUUUGAGAAUCAGGAGACAGGCCUGCCUGUCAGCAUGAAGGACUUCAUGAUGGCUCUAAUUAAUGUGACCAGCCUCCUCAUCAAAGCCUCACACAGCAAUGAGCGGGUCGCCAUCUAC
Molecule: messenger RNA, 41494 nt
Organism: Coregonus sp. 'balchen'
Lineage: Eukaryota; Metazoa; Chordata; Actinopteri; Salmoniformes; Salmonidae
Source: the annotation of a GenBank genome assembly